AUGCUCGAUAGCGAAGAAAACGAUUUCUUUGGUGUAAGCCAGGAUCUCGUGCCUCCUGCGCCCAUAAAGUCGGCGGGUGUCUCAGAGGUGGAUUUCGAUGGCCUACUCUCACCCCCACUCAGGCUCGAGGAAGAUUUGAAGAAUGGCUGUGGUGGACAGUUGUGGCCGGCAGGCAUGGUGCUGAGCAAGUACAUGCUACGCAAACAUCGUGAGGACGUUGCUGGAAAAACUAUAGUCGAGCUUGGUGCUGGGGGCGGGCUCGUGGGGCUGGCAGUGGCAAUAGGCUGCAAGGUGGACACGACACUACAUAUCACGGAUCAAGAGCCAAUGUUCGAGCUCAUGAAGCGCAACAUAGCGCUGAACAAUCUGCAAGAUCGUGUCAGUGCAUCCAUAUACGAUUGGGGUGAGCCUACGCCGUCGGAAUUACCGGCUCACCCGGAUAUCAUCCUCGCUGCGGAUUGUGUGUACUUUGAACCUGCGUUUCCGCUGCUGCAGCAUACGCUCAAGGAUCUUAUUGGCGAGAAUACCGUGUGCUAUUUUUGCUUUAAGAGGAGGAGACGCGCGGAUCUGACGUUUAUGAAGACGGCGCGGAAAAUGUUCGACGUGAAAGAGGAGGACGAUGAUCCGGAUAAGGAGGUGUAUUCUAGGGAGAAGCUGUUUCUGUAA
Pyrenophora tritici-repentis Pt-1C-BFP is the source of this 666-nucleotide messenger RNA. RefSeq names its product methyltransferase. Gene Ontology annotation, cellular component: cytosol; cytoplasm. Gene Ontology annotation, molecular function: protein-lysine N-methyltransferase activity. Gene Ontology annotation, biological process: peptidyl-lysine methylation. The record is from RefSeq and is a predicted model, not a curated record. NCBI's taxonomy places the organism in Eukaryota, Fungi, Ascomycota, Dothideomycetes, Pleosporales, Pleosporaceae.